Molecule: messenger RNA, 7977 nt
Organism: Dermochelys coriacea (leatherback sea turtle)
Lineage: Eukaryota; Metazoa; Chordata; Testudines; Dermochelyidae
Gene: AVL9
Product: AVL9 cell migration associated
Exons: 16
Coding region: 156-2093 (645 amino acids)
Cellular component (GO): cytoplasm
Source: RefSeq, a predicted model, not a curated record
GGGGCGGCUGCGGCGCUGCGGAAGCGGAGGAGGGCGGCACAGGCAAGGAGAGUGGAGCGGCCCUGGCCGGCUCGGGGCUUAUUCCGUGUCGGCCCCGGCGCGGGGCGCGCAGGGGCGCCCGGCCCGGCCCGCUGUAAACACCGCCGCGGGGCUCCAUGGAGACGCAGGGGAAGCCCCCGCCGCCCAGCAGCCAGCGGGGGCCGGUGCUGCACAUCGUGGUGGUCGGCUUCCACCACAAGAAGGGCUGCCAGGUUGAAUUCUCCUAUCCUCCCCUCCUCUCAGGAGAAGGACAUGACAGCCAUAGUUUACCAGAAGAAUGGAAAUACUUGCCUUUCCUUGCCUUGCCAGAUGGAGCUCACAAUUAUCAAGAAGAUACUGUGUUUUUCCACUUGCCACCAAGAUGUGGAGAUCGAACCACAAUAUACGGUGUCUCUUGUUAUAGGCAGAUUGAAGCCAAGGCACUGAAAGUGCGGCAAGCAGAUGUCACCCGAGAAACAGUACAGAAAAGUGUCUGUGUUCUAAGUCAGCUGCCUUUGUAUGGAUUACUUCAAGCAAAGCUACAGCUCAUUACUCAUGCCUAUUUUGAAGAAAAAGACUUCUCACAAAUUUCAAUUCUUAAGGAACUUUAUGAGCAUAUGAAUAGCUCUUUGGGCGGAACUACACUGGAGGGGUCACAAGUUUAUCUUGGUCUGUCUCCUCGAGAUCUUGUCCUUCAGUUCAGACACAAGAUCUUAAUUCUUUUUAAAUUGAUUCUUCUAGAGAAAAAGGUGUUGUUUUAUAUUUCUCCAGUAAAUAGACUGGUGGGAGCACUGAUGACUGUCUUGUCUCUCUUUCCUGGUAUGAUUGAACAUGGUCUUACUGACAGUUCACAGUACAGACCAAGAAGGAGUGUAUCAGAGGAUACUGGCUUGCGGGAAGCUAAUCCCCCUUUAGAUGAUUAUGUUUCUGUGUCUGCUAACAUUUCAAAUACAAACUCAGGAAUGGGUGAGGAAGGCAGGAAGCUAUCCAAAAACCAUGUGCGGAAGGCUCAGAAAACAGAUGUGCCUUUAUCCCAUUCUGAAAAGAAUUGCAAUGGAUCACAGUCCUCCAAUGGCACUAGACAACAUUUGAAACCUCCUUCACGCACUUCUCCAGAGUCUUCUGAAAGUGACUGGGAGACCUUGGAUCCUAGUAUUUUGGAGGAUCCCAACUUGAAAGAAGGAGAACGUGAAAAUAUGACAUCAGAACAGACUGAAAUCCUUUCAAAGGAAUGCACAACAUCAGAAAGCCCUCCAAUUACUGUGCAACCUCAGGCUAAAACAGGACAUGUGGUUCUUGUUCCAGGACUGAUAUCGGGGUUGGAGGAGGACCAGUAUGGCAUGCCAUUGGCUAUUUUUACUAAGGGUUACCUUUGCUUGCCAUACAUGGCACUGCAGCAGCAUCACCUCCUCUCUGAUGUAACAGUUCGUGGCUUUGUUGCGGGAGCCACCAACAUCCUGUUCCGUCAGCAGAAGCAUCUAAGUGAUGCAAUUGUGGAAAUAGAGGAAGCCCUUGUCCAAAUCCAUGAUCCAGAACUCAGGAAGAUCCUGAACCUCACAACUGCUGACCUGAGAUUCGCAGACUACUUGGUGAAGCAUGUAACUGAGAACAGGGAUGAUGUUUUCCUCGAUGGUACCGGUUGGGAGGGAGGAGACGAGUGGAUCAGGGCUCAGUUUGGUGCCUAUCUUCAUGCAUUGCUUGCUGCUGUGCUGCAGCCAGAUAACGAAAAGAUAUUGUCAGACUUCGGAACAGCCUUUGUAGCAACUUGGAAAAAUACACACAAUUACAGAGUAUGGAACAGCAACAAGCAUCCUGCUCUUGCAGAGGUAAAUUCUAGCCACCCAUUCCAGGGCCAAUACUCUGUAUCAGACGUAAAGUUAAGAUUAUCACACUCUGUCCAGAACAGCGAACGUGGCAAGAAAAUUGGAACUGCCAUGGUCAAUACCAGCCGGAAUGUUGUGCAAACAGGAAAAGCCGUAGGUCAGUCAGUAGGAGGGGCCUUCACAAAUGCAAAAUCAGCCAUGUCUUCGUGGCUUUCCACUUUUACCCAGUCAACACAAGGCCUCGGGGACUAAAAGUAGAGUCUGAAUACAGACUUUGCACUCUGCUGUUGAGUAUUUCAGUUGUAUCAGUUUCUCUCAGCUGUACAAAGACUGCUCCAAAAUGAGGUAUGGAGACUUCUUAGUCAAGGAGGACCAAAAUGCAGUGUGUUUGUUUACAGAGAAAAAUGGAAUGUUUACCCUUGGGUUUUACUAGAAGUAUGAAUGUCUCCAAACAGAGCAUGAAGAAUGGCAUGUAAAGCUCUUUCACAGUUCAUUAGUUGUGUUUUUAAAUGACUACUUUUGUUUAAAUCUGAGCCUUUAUACUCUAGCAAACAGGGUUUAUUGCAAGCAAAAUGAUAGGUUUGAAUUCAGAUUUGUACAUUUUGGAGAGUGAUGAUAUCUAUGUAAAUUAGCUGUAUUUUACGAUUCAAAUAGUCAAACAUUUGCUGUAAUGUUUGUUAGGAUGAAGCAGUAUAAUAAUGCUGAUUCACAUUUUAAGGUUGGAUCUGAGGGCAUGCCUGUGAACUUAAUGAUGCAUGCCCCGUUGAAACCCUUCUUAGUUAAGCUUGCUUUCAGUUUCAAACUAAAUUCAACACUGGUGUAGAUUGAGACUGUUUUUGAUUUGUGACUUUUUCUUUUCCCCCAUCAUAUACAUGAAUUGUAUUCAUCUGUAUCUAACUUUCUUCUCUGUACCUGCAGAGGUGAGAGAGUAGACAAUUGUGCAAUCAGUUUUUUUUUGAUAUUGUCUUCACUCAUUUCAUAGGGCAGAAUAUAAACUCUUUUUCCUAACACUUAAUAGUGUUGCCACUAUAUUUACUCUAGGACAUUCCAGCUGAAGAGAUUUCUUUGCAGCAUUCUUUAGGGAAAAUGUCAACAAAAUAGUAGGUUCUCUGAGAUCAAAAAUUAGAACCAUAGGCAACUCUGUGCAGACCUGCUCUAUUUAUAAAUGCAGUGUGUGUGUGUGUGUGUGUGUGUCUGUACAUACACACACUGUGUUAAAAUUAUCCCCAAAACUAAUGCAGUAGUUAACAAACUCUUGAAUUCUUUUUGUUGCAAGGCAGGCCAUGAAGACCCUUCUGAGUGAAAAUUGGCCAGGUAGAUGACUCUUUCAUUUAGUCAGGGAGUAUCCAUUUCACAAAACUGUUUUUGCAUUAGGAAAGAGAGGCCUCUAUUUUAAGAAUAACUGAAGCUGCUGAGUCAGUAAGUAAUAAGUAAGUAAAUAAGAUAGCAUAGCUCUUCGUACUACUUGGUGUGAUACUCCUGUAUUUUGUAUACCCUCUGCAUGUGUUGUAAUCUGUAUGGGUAUUUAUCCUAAAACUGGAGCAUUUCCUGUUCUUCAGACCUGAAUCUUUACUAUUUCUUUCAAUGAUAUAUGCCUGCUAGAACCUUGAUAUGAUACCUAUUAACAUACUUUCAAAUUUGUAUUUUCUAAACUAUAGUAACAAAAAUUCCCACGUUAAAUAAUGAAGAGAUUCUCGUAGCAUGAAAUCAUGACACCACAAAGAUCAGUGGGAGUUUUGCCAUUCUCUUCCAAGGGGCCAGGAUUUCCCCACACAGUUAUCUUGGACAUCCCUACUCUUGUAGUCCUGUAAGUAGGCAUGGGCUGAGCUGGUUGGAGCUUCCACUAGCUUUUCACCUUUCAUUUUUUGGGGUUAAAUGAAGAGAGCAUCUCAUGCUCCUUAUGCAACUCUUUACAUAAGGAAUUAAAAUUAAUAACUUGUGUUUUAAAAGCUGUUGAAAGCCAUGCUUUCAUUUACCAAUGAAAUCAUUUAUUAUUUUUACGCCAACUUCUCUAUUCCAGUAUUAUUGUUGUAAUUCUAUUUUUAGCUUUGCUGCUUCCCUUUUAACAGUAUAAAAUAACAUUAUAGCUUUUUUUUAAAAAAAAAAAAAAGCUGAUCAAUUUUUUAAGCUAAAUUACAAGUGGAAGAGCCAUGGAUUAAACUAAAAGCUUACAGCUACAUGAGUAGUUUCAUUUGAAAAGCAAAGCAAAUAACAUCUCUAGAAAGCUGUACUAUUUGUUUUUUUCUGCUUGUCACACCAGCAAACAUCUACCUUCUACUGAAAUACAACUGGCACAUACUAAUAAAUGUAAACUUUGUUGCUUUCAGACUGUAUAUAUAAAUUUUGUUCUGUAACUUCUGCUGCAGUAUUUGGAUAUUGUUCAGCUCCCUGGCCCUCUUGCUUUCUUUUGCAUUAUUCAGUCUUCCCUUAGUAGAUGCUUCUAUCUUCAUAGAGACUGGGGCAUACCCUAUGCCACAUGCAUAUUUCUGAUAGAGUUAGUUUAGGUGUGUGAUCAAAAAAGCUUUUCUUGUUUCCUAAUUAGUAUCUACAGAGUUUUCCAGUUUAGGCUGGAGAUUAGAAAACAGCAAUUUGCUAUUGGGAGACACUUUUGUGAAGCAUUAAACAAUAUGUAUACUGUUGGCCUGUCUCUCUCGUACUUGAACUUUUUCUUGUAGUAAAGGCAGUCUGUGGCCUCUGGAACUUGAGCACCUGUGUUGACUACCUCUGGGACUUAGGUAUUCUAGUGCAGUUUAGUCUAGGAGCUUGGCAAGUAGCUAGGAUUUACAGGUACAAAGCAUAGGAACAAGGGCCCUCUUCUCUGUAUUUUUUUUUUAAAUACCUUGUCUCUCUCUGUCACCCCUCCUUCACUUUUCUUCCUUCUGACCCAAUCCCGUGUCUCCCCUUCUUCAAGAACAGGGGCUCAGAAUGUCUGAGGAUUUCUCAGAGCUCUUUAUUCUGUGUUGGUUCUGGUCAAUAUCUUCUGCAACAGCAGGCACGUGCUCUUGUGUUGUGGGACUUGCAGUGCUCCAGGAUCCUGCUGUCAUUGGCAAUCAUAGUCUAGGAAAGGUGCUCAAAACAGUCUCCCCUUCCCCACAAUCUUGCCAGAGUUAUGGGAAUUAGGGGUACAGGCUUCAUCAAGAGUAUUUUCCUUUUUUCUCUCUCUGAAGUUGAUCCAAGAUAUAAUACUGACAGCCUUCAUUUCUGCCCCUAGGGUGAAUGAUGCGCAAGAAAUAGAGGAAGCUAUUGUGGUAUAUAUAUUUUUUAAUCCUCUUUCAGAUGAGCUUCCUUCUAGCAAUUUGGACAGUAAGUGAAGUGCUUAUUAGCAUGUAUUCUCAUUUGAACAGCCACCUUAAUUACUUCUGGGCAGUAGAGCACGCAGCCACCAAAAUUAACAAACAAACUAUACAAAUGAAUAAGUCUUUAAGCUUUCUUAAAUUAACAAUUGUAGUAAUCACUCUAGUAAAUCUUAGACAAACUCCAAACUGUGUUUCCACCGUUCUAUUUAUUUACAUGUCUUAAAUCCCCAGUAUGAACAUAAAACCAGUCCAAAGAGACUAAUGAAGUGAUACCUCAUCUUGAAGAGCUGGAGAGCCAUUUCUUCAUUACUUGGUUUCUGGGCCACAGUAUAACUUUGAAGACACUGCCCGUAAUGACUGAGCUGUGACAUUGUCAUUUAGCACGUCUGGCUGUCACUCCACAGUUUGGUGGCUGUUUGUGAUUCCUCUCCAACAUUUUCUCUCUCUCUCCCCCCACUUCCUGGCUGCUUGAGUGCUCUUGUAUGUGCCAAAAAGCAUGGGGAGCUGUCCUGGUGAUCAGACCUAUACGAUAUAUAUGAAUCACAUACAAGUCCUAAAGAGAGAGACUGAGUACCACUGACAGUGAAGUUCUGAUGGAUUCAAAUGUUCACCUUUCUUUCUUCAGUCACUUGAUGUCACAACUAUAAAAUUUUUGCACAUCUGACAUUAGAUCAUCUUAAAUGUUACUCCAUUUUAAUAAAUAUCAUUUGAGAAUCAAUCUUCUAGUGCAGUGGUUCCCAAACUUGUUUCCGCCGCUUGUGCAGGGAAAGCCCCAGUGGGCCAGGCCGGUUUGUUUACCUGCCGCGUUGGCAGGUUCAGCCGAUUGUGGCUCCCAGUGGCCGCGGUUCGCUGCACCAGGCCAAUGGGAGCUGCUGGAAGCGGCGUGGGAUGAGGAACAUACUGGCCACUGCUUCCAGCAGCCCCCAUUAGCCUGGAGCAGCAAACCGCGGCCAGUGGGAGUUGUGAUCAGACGAACCUGUGGACGCGGCAAGUAAACAAACCAGCCCGGCCCGCCAGGGGCUUUCCUUGCACAAGCGGCGGAACAAGUCUGGGAACCACUGCACUAGUGUAUUUCACUCAUUUCACCUUCUACAGUGUUUUAAAAGCAUUGUUGUAAUUUAAACUUAGUAUUUUACCUAAAUAAAAACUUGUGGUUUCGGCCAAAAAAUUAUUAUUAGCAGAUAAACUCUUCUGUGGCAGUAUUUAAUUGUAAAAGUGAAAGUAUAAAUGGAAUUUUUAAAAAUGAAAACCUGGUAUUUGAUAACUCUACACUCAUAUAUACUAUAUCUGGUUGUAAUUUUUCAUGUGUGGCUUGGAAAUAAAUAUAUCAAGCCUGUUUAAAAGCUUUUACUGUCUGCUCAGAAAGCUGUUUUAUUGGAAGAAUUUAUAAAUACCUAUAGAUAAGUCAUUUAAGUCCAUCAUUCAAUGACUGAUCUUAAGCCAUUAACCUCUGAAACUGGUGAAAUAUGAAAAUCAUCAGUAGUUUUACUGAUUAUUCUUGCAAUAUCAUAAUGAGGCCAACUUGUGAGAAACUGUAGCUUAUAGUCCAUUUAUACUAACUAUUUGGUAAGAGAUUGCUUUUGCAGAUUUGGGGUAAUAGGAUAGUGACUUUUUGAAAUGUAAAUACUUGUUUCAUCUAUUUGUGAGCUAGUAUUUUUUCCCCAAGUUUCCAGAACAGACUGAACUGUUAUGUCUCAUCAAGAGCUUUCCAGUGAAGAGAUGUAAAACAAUUUAAAACUAGAUACAGCCUCCUAAAAAUUAACUUUAAAUUAAACAGCCUCAUAAAAAUGUAGAGAUCAUUGAGCAUUUUAAAUAUCUUGUCAAAUGCAGGAGGCUCCAAGUGACUCUCUGCAAUCAGUACAAUUUGCACUGGGUUGGCAGCAAUAAUAAUUUUCCCACUCAUUUGCUUUAUGUAACAUUAAGGGUGUCUUUUGUUGUUUUUAAUUUAGUCAAACAUGCUAAAGACUCUGAUCAAGGUAAAUCUUGAAGCCAUUCUCAAAUAUAUAGAGUUUUGAUAAGUAAUUUGUUUCCAUUAGGAAGGGAAAGAAAAUAACUCCCUUGAAUAACAACUUCCAAAUCUGAAAGAGAUGCAUGCAUAAAUAAGUCUAAUAUUUUGUAAAAUUUUGUUGCCUUUGUAUUUGUCUACCUUUCUACUGACUCUCUGAAAGAAAAUAUAUAUUUAAACUGUGUAAAUGACAGGGUUAUAGCUUGUUUUUUAGUAUAUUUAUAACUGAUCUCUUGCAUGUAUUAUUUUUCAUUAUUGCACAUUUCAGAAAUGUAGAGAAUGUGCACCUAUCCCUUUCAAGCCAGAAAAAAAAUUCUGUACUCCAUUACAAUUCCCAGUAUUUCAAGUUUUCAUAGAGAGUCCCUUCAUGGAGAUAUGAUAAAGUGCUAAGUUUUUUUAAUGCUAAUAUGGAAUGGAAAUUAACAAAAGGGCUUAAGUGACUCUCCAGUUUUUACUGUUUGAAUUUCUUCUUUUGUUUGUUACCAGAUACAGGAAGUAGUUUAUUAAAGAAACAUUCUGCAAAUUGUUAUAAGAAUUCAAAGUCACUGAACAACUGUCAAUUUAAAUCUGAUCACUUUAUUGGGUAUAAAGUAAUGUGUGCUGUAGUAUGAACCAGUUACCAUGCGUAACAUCUGAUCAUAAAACAGUUUAGUAUUCUUUGCUGCUAUUGUAGACUUCGUAAUUUUAGCUAGACGGUUUGUCAAAUCCUUUACCUCUGUGACUAUUUUAAAAUCAAAUCAUUGCCUAAUCAUAUACUGUGUUGAAAUGAUUCCAUUGUAUAUUUUGUUCUAAAAGUGAUAGAAAAUAAAAUUGCUUUGUUUAUGCCCUUCUUGAA